Messenger RNA from Fonsecaea pedrosoi CBS 271.37, 1791 nucleotides. RefSeq lists its product as uncharacterized. Gene Ontology annotation, molecular function: alpha-1,2-mannosyltransferase activity. Gene Ontology annotation, cellular component: endoplasmic reticulum membrane. The record is from RefSeq and is a predicted model, not a curated record. Bases 1 to 1791 code for a protein of 596 amino acids. NCBI's taxonomy places the organism in Eukaryota, Fungi, Ascomycota, Eurotiomycetes, Chaetothyriales, Herpotrichiellaceae. Gene Ontology annotation, biological process: protein N-linked glycosylation. The transcript is spliced from 2 exons.
AUGGACCCGAGCUUAGAGGACUUCAAGAGGCGGAAAGACCCUAUUAGAUCUCCAAAAGGAGGUCAGCAAAAUCCUCGGCCAGCUCCGACCAAGUUCUUCCUGCCUCUGAACAUCGCCUUCUACGUCUGCUUUACCUCACACCUUGUGGCAGCGCUGUAUGCACCAAUCCAGGACUGUGACGAGACCUUCAACUACUGGGAACCCUUGCACUACCUAAAUCAUGGCUACGGCCUCCAGACAUGGGAGUACUCUCCAGAAUUCAGCAUUCGGAGCUGGGCAUAUAUCGGCCUACACGCCCUUCCCGCAAAGCUCGCCGGCGUCUUUGGCGGGUCAAAGAUGUUCGAGUUCUAUUCCCUCCGCGUCAUGCUGGCAUUUGUCUGCGCGGCAACUGAAGUCCGUCUUUACUCGGCCAUAUCUCGAACCAUCAAUCCGCGGGUCGGGGUGACUUACCUUAUGAUUGUUACCUUCAGUCCCGGAUUCUUCUACGCCUCUACUGCAUUUUUGCCAUCUAGCUUUGCCAUGUACACAUCCGCCUUAGGUCUGACCUCUUUUAUGGACUGGCAUGGAGGAUCUAAAACUGCCGCCGGCAUCAUGUGGUUUGGAAUCGGCGCUCUGCUCGGAUGGCCAUUCUCGGGAGCCCUGAUUGUUCCUUUCGUUGUCGAAGAAUGGCUCAUGGCGAUAGUGGGACAAACAGAUCUCUUCGAGACGUUCCGACGUUAUCUGGACGGUGGUGCAAGGUGCUUGGUGGUUCUGGCCCUUCAAAUCAGCAUCGACACGUUCUUUUACCACAAGAUCGUGGUGGUGCCCUGGCGUAUCGUUGCCUACAAUGUCUUUGGCGGCAAGGAUCGCGGUCCUGACAUAUUCGGAACGGAACCGUGGGACUACUACCUAAGGAAUCUGCUGCUCAACUUCAAUAUGUGGUUUAUCCUUGCUGCGAUUUCAGGGCCACUUGUCCUGUUCCAGUCCAUCAUCCUGAACCAAUACCCCACCAAACAAACGCUGCUCAGGACGCUGACCUUUCUCUCCCCGUUCUAUGUGUGGCUGGUCAUUUUCACCAUUCAACCCCACAAAGAGGAAAGAUUCAUGUUUCCUGCGUACCCGUUCCUCGCUUUGAAUGCCGCCAUAGCAUUCCACUCCCUUUUGGCGUGGAUCGGAUCGACGGACUCGUUCAUCUUUGGCAAAAUCCCGGCGAAACUGAAACUAGCGGUCAUCUUACCGAUUGUGCUUCUGGGCAUUAAUACCGGGCUGUUGCGUAUCGUGGGGACGCUGACCGCAUAUCGGGCUCCAUUGCAGAUAUACGACAGUCUCAAAGCAUCGAACCUGGCCCAGGAAGACAACACAGUCUGCUUCGGCAAGGAUUGGUAUCGCUUUCCAACCUCGCAUUUCCUGCCUAACAAUACCCAUGCGAAGUUUGUCAAAAGUGAAUUCGACGGUCUGCUACCUGGAGAGUUUCACGAGGGCAAGACUGGGUUUGGUUUCUUCCCGGGAACCUGGUUGGUGCCGCCUGGGAUGAAUGAUCGAAAUGAGGAAGAUCCUGCAAAGUGUAUCGAUGUCCAGUACUGCACGUUCUUGGUCGAUUCGUACAUGCCGGGAAUGGAAGCCACCGAGCACGAGCCACUAUAUGUUCUGGACGAGGAUCAUUGGGAAAAGAUCUCAUGCGCACCAUUUUUGGAUGCGUCGAGGACCGGGACUCUUGCUAGGACGAUUUGGAUUCCCGAAUCACCGGUCAUACCACCCCGGUAUCGUCGACAUUGGGGUGAACACUGCCUGCUGCGGCGAAGAGAGGUAUAA